Molecule: messenger RNA, 959 nt
Organism: Pollicipes pollicipes
Lineage: Eukaryota; Metazoa; Arthropoda; Thecostraca; Pollicipedomorpha; Pollicipedidae
Product: janus kinase and microtubule-interacting protein 3
Exons: 7
Coding region: 93-959 (288 amino acids)
Molecular function (GO): kinase binding; microtubule binding
Source: RefSeq, a predicted model, not a curated record
GAGAGCGCCCGUCUUACAGCCCAGCUGCUGCGCCGACGGCGACGCAGCGACGCAACGACAACGACGGACGGCCGAUCGACCUCCGACCGACGAUGAGCAGCGCGACGUGUGAGCCGCCGGUGACCCGGCGACCUCUGAAGGCCCGCGGGCCCGACAAGGGCUCCGCAGAGGCCUCCGCUCUGGAGCGCGAACGAUGGAUGCGACGCAUCCAGAAAGUGAAAGAGAGGAACCAAGCCGAGCACGAGAGAGCGCUGCGAGAGCAGAGGGAUCAGCUAGCCCGAGCACAUGAUGCGCAGCUGCGGCGCAUGCGCCGUGACCAUGACGACGAGCUGCGCCGAGUCCGCCUUGAGGCCAGAACGCACGAGGACCAGCUGCGGGUGCAGCUGUCGGAGGUUCAGAAGCUGACCUCCCACUCUGACCUCGGCCGACUGACCUCGGAGGUCACUCAGCUGCGAGAGGAGAAGCGACAGCUGGAGCAGCAGCUGCAGUCCGUCGUUGAGAGCGAUCGCAGAAAGGCCGACCUGGUUCGACAGACUCACGACAAAUACGAAAACGAACUACGAAAAAACGAAAAACAAACCAAGACCGAGACACGCUUACUGAUGGAUGAGCUGAAGACGAAGGAUGCUACCAUGGCCUCUUUAAAAAAGGACUUCGACAUCCUGAGGUCUCGAAACGAUGCUGGCGUCAGUCCAGGGUACACUGAGCAACAAGUUCAGACGCUGAAGACCGAGGCGUCGCAGCGUGAGGCCCGACUUCGCCUGCAAGUGGAGGAGUUAGAAGCGGCGGUCAAGGCGCUGCUUCAGUCGCAGUCGCGGGAGCGCCGCCUGCUGGUGAGAGACGACCGUGAUCUGAGGCCCAGCGCCGUGCUGGCCGCCCAGCGCCGGCUGCCGCUGGUUGUCUCGGUGGUAUCGGGAGCAGGUGUGAGGGCUACACUGGCUGCUGUGCUGCCAGUGUAG